Knipowitschia caucasica is the source of this 1209-nucleotide messenger RNA. NCBI's taxonomy places the organism in Eukaryota, Metazoa, Chordata, Actinopteri, Gobiiformes, Gobiidae. The record is from the annotation of a GenBank genome assembly.
AUGAGCCCCUGCUUAAAGCCCGCUGACCCGAUAAUCCCUCCUCUUCUUCCUCGCCAAAGUCACCUUGACCUCGGCCCGUUUAACUCCUUCACGUCUGCUCGGAUUCGCGGCCGUCGGCGUCAGAGUCAGAGUCAGAGGUCCUUCUGUUCCACGGGGCAUCGAGGACCACGGACGAGCGAGGACCAGGACGAGCGAGAACCGGGACGAGCGAGGACCGGGACGAGCGAGGACCGGGACGAGCGAGGACCAGGACGAGCGUGGACCGGGACGAGCGAGGACCGGGAUGAGCGAGGACCGGGACGAGCGAGGACCGGGACGAGCGAGGACCGGGACGAGCGAGGACCAGGACGAGCGUGGACCGGGACGAGCGAGGACCGGGACGAGCGAGGACCGGGACGAGCGAGGACCGGGACGAGCGAGGACCGGGACGAGCGAGGACGGGACGAGGACCGGACGAGCGAGGACCGGGACGAGCGAGGACCGGGACGAGCGAGGACCGGGACGAGCGUGGACCGGGACGAGCGAGGACCGGGACGAGCGUGGACCGGGACGAGCGAGGACCGGGACGAGCGAGGACCGGGACGAGCGUGGACCGGGACGAGCGAGGACCGGGACGAGCGUGGACCGGGACGAGCGAGGACCGGGACAAGCGAGGACCAGGACGAGCGAGAACCGGGACGAGCGAGGACCGGGAUGAGCGAGGACCAGGACGAGCGAGGACCAGGACGAGCGUGGACCGGGACGAGCGAGGACCGGGACGAGCGAGGACCGGGACGAGCGAGGACCGGGACGAGCGUGGACCGGGACGAGCGAGGACCGGGACGAGCGAGGAAUUGGACGAGCGAGGACCGGGACGAGCGUGGACCGGGACGAGCGAGGACCGGGACGAGCGAGGACCGGGACGAGCGAGGACCGGGACGAGCGUGGACCGGGACGAGCGUGGACCGGGACGAGCGAGGACCGGGACGAGCGAGGACCGGGACGAGCGAGGAAUUGGACGAGCGAGGACCGGGACGAGCGUGGACCGGGACGAGCGUGGACCGGGACGAGCGAGGACCGGGACGAGCGAGGAAUUGGACGAGCGAGGAAUUGGACGAGCGAAGACCGGGACGAGCGUGGACCGGGACGAGCGAGGACCGGGACGAGCGAGGACCGGGACGAGCGAGGACCAGGACGAGCGUGGACCGGGACGAGCGAGGACCGGGAUGA